Molecule: messenger RNA, 1283 nt
Organism: Chaetomium strumarium
Lineage: Eukaryota; Fungi; Ascomycota; Sordariomycetes; Sordariales; Chaetomiaceae
Exons: 3
Coding region: 94-1149 (351 amino acids)
Biological process (GO): secondary metabolic process
Cellular component (GO): cytoplasm; cytosol
Molecular function (GO): hydrolase activity; carboxy-lyase activity
Source: RefSeq, a predicted model, not a curated record
UCCCAACCAAACAUCACAACCCUUUCACAUCAUCACCAUCAUCACCCACAUCCUCACUAGUAGUAUCACCAUCAGGACGAUAUCGCCACCAUCAUGACACCCAAAGCCGCCAAGGGCACCAUCGCCAUCGAAGAAGCAGUGCUCAACCCAGCAGGCCUCUCCUGGCUCGCCGCGUCCGCGCCGCUCUUCAGCCCCGGUUCCGGGCCGGGCACCGACGCGGCCAAGUCCGGCCUGACCGAAGCGCUGCUCGACAUCCACCACGAGCGCCUCGCCCAGAUGGACGCCCACGGCGUCGAGUACAUGCUGCUCUCGCUGACCUCGCCGGGAGCGCAGGGAGAGCCAGACGCGGCGAAGGCGCGCGACCUCGCGCGCGAGGCGAACGACUGGCUCGCUGCGCAGGUGAAGCUGAAUCCGAAGAGGUUUGGCGCGUUUGCCGCUGUGAGCAUGCAUAAUGCCGCGGAUGCGAUUGCGGAGGCGACAAGGGCCGUGAGGGAGUUGGGCAUGUACGGCGUGAUGUUGAAUGAUUAUCAGGUUGUGGCGGAGGAGGGUGGUGAGGAUGGUGAGGGGAAGAAGUACUAUGAUGCGCCGGAAUUUAGGGCGUUUUGGAAGUGCAUCGAGGAGCUGGGCGUGCCGGUGUACCUGCAUCCGCGGUAUCCGCCCGCGAAGGAUCUGCUGCCGGGGACGAGGUAUGGGGACAGGAAGCAGAUCCUGGGCGCUGCGGUGCAGUUCCAUUUGGAUCUGAGCUUGCAUCUGUAUGCACUUUGCUCUAGCGGCGUGUUUGAUGAAUUUCCGGGCGUGCAGGUGGUGGUUGGGCAUUUGGGCGAAGGGAUCCCGUUCAACCUCUGGCGCGCCGACCACUGGUACAACAAGCCGGUAAAAAAGGCCACGAGACCCUCCAAAGAGGACUACAGCUACUACUUCACUCACAACAUCUCCAUCACCACCUCCGGGAACUUCAACACGCCCGCCCUGAAGUUCUGCAUCGACCAAAUCGGUGUCGAGCGCUGUCUCUACUCGAUCGACUAUCCGUACGACACCAUCGCCGAGGCCCAGUAUUGGUGGCUGACCGUCGACCUGCCCGAAGACCAGAAGAAGCUGGUGGGGCGGGAGAAUGCCAUUAGGUUGUUCAAGCUUCCGCUGGAACCCUGAAAAGCAUGCUUUUACCUCUUGGAAAUUCCCAUUGCGAUGGGUGGUACCUUUUGUUUUGGUUGGCGCAUCGGGCGUCGAGUUGGGUUGACACUAAUGUUUACACCUCCUCUUUGUUCAAUCAUUACUGCUAGUAC